CUGCAGAUGUGGAGCAGAUGAGUUCCUCCUCUCCUGUCCUCCCUGUGAACUCCGUGGGCAAUGAGCGGGUGGAUCAGCGAACCUGCCUGAUCUGCGGCGACAGGGCCACGGGGCUGCACUAUGGCAUCAUCUCCUGCGAGGGCUGCAAGGGCUUCUUCAAGAGGAGCAUCUGCAACAAGCGCGUGUACCGCUGCAGCCGCGACAAGAACUGCGUCAUGUCCCGCAAGCAGCGCAACCGCUGCCAGUACUGCCGGCUGCUCAAGUGCCUGCAGAUGGGCAUGAACCGCAAAGCAAUCAGGGAGGAUGGCAUGCCAGGAGGCAGAAACAAAAGCAUUGGACCUGUCCAGAUAUCAGAGGAAGAGAUUGAGAGAAUUAUGUCUGGGCAAGAAUUUGAGGGAGAGGCAAACAUGUCAUGGAGCAACAACGGAGACAGUGACCAUAGUUCCCCUGGAAAUGGAGUUUCUGAGAGCAACCAGCCUUCACCUGUUUCUACUCCAUCUUCAAGGUCGGUGGAGCUGAACGGCUUCGCUGCACUCAGGGAUCAGUACCUGGGCACGCCGGUGUCCACGCACUACCAGUACCUGCCGCACCUUUUCAGCUACUCGGCGUACAAAGUGACUCAGGCAGAGCUGUUUGCGCUGCUGUGUCGUCUGGCGGAUGAAUUGCUUUUCAGGCAGAUUGCCUGGAUCAAGAAGCUGCCGUUCUUCUGCGAACUCUCCAUCAAGGACUAUACCUGCCUGCUCAGCUCUACGUGGCAGGAGCUGAUCCUGCUCUCCUCGCUCACUGUUUACAGCAAGCAGAUCUUUGGUGACCUUGCAGAUGUCACCUCCAAGUACUCUCCCUCUGACGACGAGCUGCACAGGUUCAGUGAAGAGGGGAUGGAGGUGAUGGAACGUUUGAUCUACCUCUUUCGCAAGUUCAACCAGCUGAAGGUCAGCAACGAGGAGUACGCCUGCAUGAAAGCCAUCAACUUCCUAAACCAAGAUAUCAGGGGUCUGACCAACGCCUCCCAGCUGGAGCAGCUGAACAAGCGGUACUGGUACGUUUGCCAGGACUUCACAGAGUACAAGUACCCCCACCAGCCAAACCGCUUCCCGGAUUUGAUGAUGUGUUUGCCAGAGAUCCGCUACAUUGCAGGAAAAAUGGUGAAUGUCCCUCUGGAGCAGCUGCCUCUCCUUUUUAAGGCCGUUCUACAUUCCUGCAAGACGAGCGUGAGCAAAGAGUGAGCGCAGCUGGCCCCGGCCGGUGCCUUGCGCGGAGCCUGGGGCAGAGGCCAUCCAGGCAGGAGACAGGGCACUGCGCCUCCCUGCCCUCGUAGCAAGAAUCUUUUUUGUUUGUUUUUGUUUUUUUACUCGUUUUCCUAUAUAUUUAUUUCACGACAGAGUUGAAUGUAUGAUCUUCAACACGAUGCACAUGGUUCUGUAAGAAUGCAGCAGAUGCAUUCUCCAGCAGUUUACAGAAUGUGAAGAUGUUUAAUGUUACAGUGUUUGUUAGGGUUAGUUCUUUUGUAUUUGGGGCUGGGGACCGAGAUGACUAAGACUACCUCAAGGAGAAGAUGCUAUUCAUGCACUGCUCUUUCCGUGAUUUGCAUCCAAAGCAUUUGUCACAGAGAGCAAAUGUUGACAGAGCUGUUAUUAUCCCAAAGGGACGACUUUGGAGAAGUGGGUGCUAGAGAAGUGCCAAGCUUUUUCUGUAAUUUUAAAAAGGCAGGAGUGGAGAAGGAGAAGUCUGUCUAGGCAGCUGGUUUCUUUUUCCCUGGCAGUUUUCAGAUGCAGGUUUCCAGUGGGAUGGCAGUGCUCUGAGGGGCUCCCUGGCCCUGUGCUGUCUGGGGAGCUGCAGGGGGGUCUGUCCCAGCCCCUCCUGGCCAACUGCCCUCUUACUAUUGCCACAACACCUGCCAAUUCCUCUGAAUUUGUGUUCCUGCAGCUCAGGACAGGCUCCUGGCAUUGCACAAAGGUGCUUCUGUUGCUAGAGGAUGGCAAGGACUUUAUCAUCACUUCCUUUAAAUCCAUUUAAGUUUACAAAAGCAGGAAAAGCCUACUUAGAGAAGAGGCAGGAUUGCCCCUGUUAAUGUGUUCCUCCAACAUGGUACCUGACUUCUGAGGCUUCUGCAUUGCAGCAAUCCCCAUUUUGGGAGCAGUUAAAUGGGGCCUGUGUAGUGGGGCGAGGGACUCCAGUGUCCUCUGGCACGGCUUUCUCUGCUGGACUCAGGGAAUGGAUGUUCCAUAGAUAGAUCCUGCCAGGACUGCUCUGUUCCUUAUGGAAUCCCAGGAAAAACUACAUUACUGUUACAUUUGGUUACCUGUCAUGUUCUAGGUGUUGCCAGGCUUGGAUUUCAAUCUCACAGGCUCUCCACAGCUCCAGAUGGAGAACUGGUUUAAUGACAGCUGAUUAGCUGAUUGAGUGAUUGCUUGGUGCUGAUGUUUAGCUAAACUUGGGCAUUCUCAUGAGUGAUCUCAUGAUUUCCUGCUCAUGAUGGGGAGGUUUGGAUGAGAUGCUCUUGAUCUCAUCUCCUGCAUUAGGAAUUAAUAUUCAAAGACUCUGUCACUCUCCUAGACAGCCUUGGCUGGAUUUCCUUCCCUGCCUCCUUAGAUGUAAAUCUGGCAUUCACUUAGCAAGGUGGCUCUUCGAUAAGUAUUUGAAUGCUGAUUUUGAAAUACUUGUGGGAACAACUUUUGUUCCCUCAGGGCAGGAGGCACGAGUCACUACCUUGUCUUUCCCUGGUGGCAGCUGCGUGGCACAGAGCAAGCACAGCUCACAGGGCUGCAGCUGCUGUGCGUGAAUGUGAUGGUGAGCAGGAAGGAGGAGAAUCCCAUUCCCCAAAGUCGUCCCUCUCUCCCUCCCUGCUGUGCCCUGCGGGUUUGGCACAGCCUGCUCACACCACACCAGGCCCUGCUGCCGCCUCAGCACGGGCAUCCAUCCUGCUGGGGCAUCUCCCAGCUCAACGAUUCCCUCUUCUCAAAGUCCAUAGCUGUUCAUUUUCCAUUAUUUAAACAGGAGGUUACGGGUACCGGCUGCUGGGCACAGCAGCGGCUCAGCUCGGUGGAGCUUCGCACCCAAAGGUGGUUCCAUAAAUCUCAUUUACUUUCUGUGUGUAUUCUCAGGAAAGCCUUCUGCAUACAGCCAAUACCUCAUGUGUUCAGGGGAAGAUUGUAGUGUAUCUGUUUGUGAGUUAGAAUGUAUUUCUCAGCUUUUGAGUUUAAUUUCCAAAUAGCUUGAUAUGAUCUUUUUAUUACGGGUUAUUUCUGGCUUGCUGUUCUAUACACUCAAGGAAUUGUUAAAAUUGCAUAGGAGUGAUUUUAUUCUACAGUUACUGAAUUAUUAUAAUCUGUUGAUGAAUAAGUGUUUUAAUUAGUGUACAUAAAAGCAGUAAUCUUGUUGCCAGCUACCCAACAGAAAUAAUCUAUUGGGUAAUCUGUGGUUUUCCAAAAUAGCCUCCCAAAACUAAUGCUGUACCAACAACAACCAAAAACCUAAAUUCAGUUAUGAUGACAAACAGACAUGAAUGUUCCACUUUCUGUUGUAGAAAGCAAAUUUUACAGCGGUUGAUUGGCAGCAGUAUCCGUUCCCAAAUACACAUUUGCCAUAGAGAGUAGAAAAUCCUUCCUGAACUGACAGGUAAGGAAGCAGCAAACAGACCAGAUGGAAUCACAGGACAGUCAUUCCUGAUAUCUUCUGCACCAAGUCCUCUAAUGGCUUGUAUUUUUUAAACAGGGUAAUGUGAAUGUGUUGCAUUGCAAACUCAGGUAUUAUGAGAAGGUAGGAAUGUAGCUAGAGAUGUAGAGACGUUAGGUAGAUGUAUUUGUGAAUUUGGUUUGAAGGACACCCUGGAAAGGUUGGAAUUUUUGUUCCAUUCUUCAUGUAACAUUCAGUUUACAGGGACUCAUAUUUUAUUUGUGCUUAAUGCUACUAGGGGGAAGUUCAUUAUCUUUGGUAUCUAUCUGCUCUUGCUUAUCUGACCUUCUGUCAUAGAGAAAUCUAUCAACAAUAAUAGUCUUUGGUAGAAUUUUCUGCCAUGACAAGUCAAUUUUUAUCCCCGAUUUGAAAGAUAGAUUGGCUGGCUGACCCCUCUUCUCCUUCAAAGCAACUGUGCAGAUAGAAAGCUGAAGAGUUACUUUUAAUCCGAGCAGAGAUUUGGGACAUAAAUUCAAAGCGCUCAGGGGAGGCUGCUGAGGAGCAGCUGGAAGGGUCCCGCUCACAGGGCUGCACCCGGGGCCUCAGCAGAACCUUCUGGAAAGUGAGUGAGUUCUCUUCCCCUUGGGCUCAGGCUGUGCCGGGGGCUGAGCCUUGACCCCUCCGUGUGGCUGCUCUCAUUGCUGGGGAAGCCUUGGUGGCCCCGUCCCCAGCCACGCAAAGGCUCAAGAGGCUCUGCCCUGAUCCCUCCCCUGCGCCAGCAGGACCUGCCCUUGCUCCUCAGGCUUCUGCACAGACCCACAGCCACUUCAGCUGACGGAGCGUGAGUCUUGUCCUUCAAACCAACUUUUUUAAAAGAAAACAACACUUGAAUUUCUUUUAUCUUUACUGCGUUUUUUAAAAGGAAAAAAAGAAAAAAAAAAGAUUCUCCUGUGAAUGUGCUAUUUCCCAUUCAUUCUUUCUUUCUUGGUUUUGAUUUGAAGCUGUGAAGCUCGGUGUCUGUGAAAAUGUUGUUAUUUCUCAGGAUAAUAAGCGGCAAUCAUCCCUGCCACAUGAAAGGCAGGAGAAAGGGGGAAACUUGGGGAACUAGUUAAAGUAUGAAACUAAUUUUUAAGUUGUAGAUGAUGUGUAAAUGGAGGGGAGUGCAUAGCUAUCAGUAUCAAGCUGUGGUGUUUCUCUGGGUUCACGGUGUGUUGUUUCAAUGCACAGAAGCUCAGGGAUAAGUAUUUAAAAUGUGACCCAGAGAAACCCUAGUUUUGAUGUUGCAACAGUUGCUUCUUUCCCGACUUGUCUGGAGGGCCCUGGAGAGCUGACAGAGCCCCAAAUGGGGAUUUUGGGGGGAAAACUCUGGGUUUGGCUGUGGGAAGUUUGCCUGCUGAAGGCUCAGACACGGUGCUGUGGGCAGAGCAUCCCAAAGGUGCACGGGGCUGUACGAGGCUGUGCCCUUGCACCAGCCAGCAGCUGGGGACCAGCUCUGCCUGUGGGGCUCCGUUUCUGCAUUCCCUCAUCCUAAAUGUUUGACUGUUCAUGGAAAAUGGAAAAGGGGAAUUUCUCAUUGUGUCCCUGGCAGCCAGUUACAGUGCUCUUUACUCUGUUUGUUGCUUAUGAAUUCUUAAUUUUCAUCAGUUCAACUUUCUCACUGUGUUUGUAGGAACAGUCAGCUUGAGAAGGGCACUGGUGUGUGACUCUGAUUGGGUUACAGCUGCUAUGAGUGUCCAAACAGCCCCAUCCAGCCACAGACAGGGCCAGCACUGAGAGUCAGCAAAAGUUAGAAGGGCUGAAACCCCUUCCCAGCACCCUCAGCCAGACUCUGCAAAUCUGAGUUUAAACCAGCCUCACAAAAAGCUGGGGAGGCCAAUCCAGGCAGUGUCUUUCCCUUGGAAAAAAAAAAAAAAUUAAAAAUAGCUCCUGUGAGCUGCCCUCUGACAAGUCUGUGAAAGAAGCAACAUGGAUCAGUGGAAGAAAUGCCCCCAAGGGCAAAAAGAAACAGAAAUUGAGACCAGGUGACGAUCAACCUUAACAAAGCCUUUUGUGAUUCAUUGUUUCUUUCAAUUUAUAAAAUGUCUUGUAAUAGUUGAUAACAUUAUUGACUCAAUUUCCAUAACUAAACUACCUCGUGUGACAUCCUGUUUAUCAUCUCAAAGGGAUUGUGUGAAAAACUAAACACUGCCAGUGUCUGUUGCCGGCGAGGAGCAGGGGCUGUGAUUGCUGGAGUUGUUUCCCUUCCCGUGGGCUGGCUCCUGUCACUGCUGUGUCCUGUGCUGAGGCUGAGCUCUGCUGUCCCUCCCUGGGGACAGUUUGGGUUUUGUGGGUGCCCAUUCCAGCUCAGUCCUGGUCAGAGGCUGUCCGUGUGACCUGGGAGCCCGCAGUGUGUCCGUCCUGGGCAGCCCGGGGAGGCAGCGGGCAGUUUGCUGCUGUGUCGGCCCCUUGCUGGUGUGAGGGAUGUUCCCAAGAGGGUCAGUGCCAGCUGCUGGCUCCUUGGUGACAUUCCCAGUGAUGGUUUCUCCCUUGAUUUUUCCCACAAUCCCUUGUGUAAAUCAGGGAAGCAGGAUGUUCGGCAUGGCACACGGUGAGCAUUGGCACACUCGGAGCCGGGGCUGGGGCAGCAGGGUGUGCCUGGCCCCGUGUCACCGCAGGGGAACGGGCACCGGGAGCUGCCCCCUCCCCACACUGCGACCAAAUGAAUGUUUCUGCCGGCGGCUCCGCCUCAGCCCGCCCGCCCCUGCUCCGCUGCUCCGCUCUGGGACUUGACUACCUGUGGAAAUGUGACCAAUAAGUGUUGAAUGCAUGUUUAGUGAGUGUUUAGCUGUAUGAACUAAUAAAUGUGAAAUGUUCUGCA
This is a messenger RNA of Zonotrichia albicollis (white-throated sparrow), 6472 nucleotides long. The record is from RefSeq and is a predicted model, not a curated record. Lineage: Eukaryota; Metazoa; Chordata; Aves; Passeriformes; Passerellidae.